AUGGACACGGAGCAGUAUCCCUCAAUUCGCGAGCUCUCCCUCUUUGAUAUGACGAUAUUGAAGGCGCUGAAAACGCUGAAUUGGGACCAGAAGCAGCAGAUGAGUAAUCGGCCCGGCUGCUUCCACAUUGGACCUCAAAAGUUCAACAAAAUGACGGCCGACGAGAAGGAGCGCCUCUUGGAGGAAGACAUUCGGAAGUUGGCAAAAAUGGGUACCACCCAAGAGCCUAAGCUUCGGCCAAAACGGGCGGCUCGUGUGGACCCGGUGGUGGAUUUAUUGAAUGGAGGAAAUAUGACGGUAAAAUUCCAAGAGGAUUUCCCGGCCAGCGAUGACGACCAUAAUGCUGGUAGUAUAGCAGGGAACAAUUCCACGCAGUUACAAAUAGAAGAAAGCGGCGGUGGCGGGAAUGAGACAAUUCCAGAAGGGGAGGGCGGGAAAGAAGAAGGAUUCACCUGGGAGGUGGCCGUGCUCUCCCCUGAAGCAUUCAUUUUCGAGCUGAUGGACCCGGAUUUCAUGGUGGUCUUGGCUCCGCGCGCUUUCAACACGUGGGUGUUGUCACCGGAAGCGUUCAUUGUACAGAUAUUGGUGCCGAAAUUCUUCGAGCCGCGCGUCCUCAGCCCUGAGGCGUUGAUCAUCGACGUGCUCAGCCCCGACUUUUUGUCGCCCAAAGUUGCGAGCGGUGAAUCGUCAGGCGUCAAAGUUCUCUCGCCGAAUAUUCUCUCCCCUAGGGUGCUGCACAGCGAUGAGCGAUUUAUGGUCGAGAUUUUAUCGCCUCACAUUCUGUCCGGCAAGCACAGUGAAGAGGAAGAAGAGGACAACAUUUCCGUCGGAGGACUCGAGACGCACGAGGGUCAUCACCAUGGUCCGGUGGCAGGCUCAGAAUCCGGGGAAUCGGCGGCCGUGGCCGAGUCGAACGAGCCGUUCGCCCCUGGUCAUCUCCAUCCGGGCGGCCAUCUCACCGGCCAUCCGCGGAUUUUCCGCUUUGGACCGAUUCCGGGG
This is a messenger RNA of Mesorhabditis spiculigera, 999 nucleotides long. Lineage: Eukaryota; Metazoa; Nematoda; Chromadorea; Rhabditida; Rhabditidae. The record is from the annotation of a GenBank genome assembly.